This is a messenger RNA of Leishmania mexicana MHOM/GT/2001/U1103, 1803 nucleotides long. RefSeq lists its product as hypothetical. Gene Ontology annotation, molecular function: cis-regulatory region sequence-specific DNA binding. The transcript has a single exon. Gene Ontology annotation, cellular component: nucleus. The record is from RefSeq and is a predicted model, not a curated record. NCBI's taxonomy places the organism in Eukaryota, Euglenozoa, Kinetoplastea, Trypanosomatida, Trypanosomatidae. Bases 1 to 1803 code for a protein of 600 amino acids.
AUGCAGACGUGGUACCGCCCCCAUCCGUACGGUAUUUACCCACGGGGCAACGCCAUCAAGCGCUCUGACAUAUUCGACCGACUCGGCACCCUUUCCCUCUUCACCGCCGCAACCACUUAUGACGACAAGGAGCACACGGAGCAGCCCUACCUGGAACUCGUCCAGUGCUUUCUCGCCUUUCUGGAGGUGCCCGAUCUGUGCCGGCUGUCGCGCAGCUGUACGGGCUGGUAUGUCCUAGUACAUUGCACAGAUGCCUUCAAGGCAGCGUACACAGCCUUGUCGCCGUCUUACCUGCGGUUCCGUGGCAGCUGGAAGGAAACGGCAGUGCGAGGCUACGUGGCAGUGCAUGGCGGCACGCCGAACGCGGUCCCUGCCGUUUCCAUGACGAACAGCACCCCCUCCAAGAAGAGGUCGAAGGUGGAGAGCAAAUGUAUGCGGGCCGCUCCGACGCCUGUUGGUGAGCCACCUGCCACGUUUGCACGCCACACACCGGUGUGCGUCCGCCGUCGCUUCUUCUGUGACCAGCUCUUCCAGGCAUGGAUGUGCACCAUUCUACCACCUUACUAUCACCUGCACCCCGUCGCUGAGGAGCCGGAGGAGGCUUCGUCGUCGCUCUUGUCUUCCUCAGCGCGGACCGAGAAGAGUGCGGGGCAGACCUCUGGGUCUAAGAGUCGAAAGAGGCAGCAAGAUGCGGCAUGGCCCGCGGCUACGUCGACCUCCUCGUCAGCCGAGCUGGUGGAUUCGGUGGACGCGCCUCAGAGCCGUAGUCCCCGGUACAUGUCGAAGUUUCGCCCUGUCGAGCGGUGCAGCUGUAUUUCCGUUGCUGAGUUCCACGACCGCUUUGAAAAGCCGAACGUGCCAGUCGUGAUCACGGACGUGGCGACGGAGUGGCCGCUCUUCAAGAUCCUCCAAGGCCGCUUUGCCAACCUAGCGGACAAGAAGGACUCCCUUGUGCGCAGCGGCUGUCCUGUGACGUCACCGUUGCGCUGCGAGCACACAAGCAUGGAUUUGGAAGACUAUGUGCACUACGCAACGGAGCAGAACGACGAGCGGCCGAUAUACAUGUUCGACGCCGAGUUCGGGUGCGUGCUGGAUGCAGAGAAGCUGUACACGGUGCCGCCCUACUUCGCCCGAGAUGACUUCUUCUCAACGCUCGGCGACCGCCGACCCAAGUUUCGCUGGAUCGUCGCGGGUCCGAAGCGCAGUGGCAGCAGCUUCCACGUGGACCCCAACUACACCAACGCGUGGAACGCGAACAUGACGGGCCGCAAACGGUGGCUGCUAUUCCCGCCCGGGGCGACGCCGCUUGGGGUGGUGCCGAGUACCGACAUGGCUGAGGUAGCCACCCCGGUGUCGCUGACGGAGUGGCUGUUGAACUACUACGACGCAAGCCUGCAGGAGCUGCAGCAUUGCGGGUACGAGUGCAUCUGCGAGCCUGGAGACAUCAUGUUUGUGCCGUGCGGGUGGUGGCACUUCAUCAUCAACCUCGAAGAUUCCAUCGCCAUUACGCAGAACUACGUCUCGCGGUGCAACUUGCCGAAAGUGAUCAAAUUCUUGCGCGCCAUGAAGGGGUCCAUCAGCGGCAUUGACGAGGAUGCUGACACGGCGACGGAGGAGUCUACGGCAAGGCGGCAGCGCGGCUUUGCGAAGGAGUUCGAGGCCUCCAUGAAGGCGGCGCACCCGGCCCUGAUGCAGGAUGUGGCGCGGCAACUCGAGGAGGAGCAUCAGGCACGGGAGAAACGCCGACUUGGCCGCUUGACGCUGCUGGACCCGUCCUCAGGGGGCUUUACCUUUAGCUUCUAG